Molecule: messenger RNA, 3079 nt
Organism: Salvelinus fontinalis (brook trout)
Lineage: Eukaryota; Metazoa; Chordata; Actinopteri; Salmoniformes; Salmonidae
Exons: 2
Coding region: 360-1085 (241 amino acids)
Source: RefSeq, a predicted model, not a curated record
GCUCCAACAGAAACGGACGCGUGGGUUUUUCCUCUCUCUCUCCGCCUGAGCGUAGAUGGAUAUUAUUUUCUCCGACACGGCGCCCACGAACUAGCUCACACGGUUAACGGUACCACUUCUGUUCCGUUCUGUCUUUUAAAAAAAAAUGUGCUUCUUUGGAUUAUUCUUCAUCUGGAAGAAAAACGUGAAAUAAAAUAAGGGGAGAGGAACUACAAGGAGAAGAACGAGAGAGAACGAGAGAAAGAAAAGCUGGGCAUCAGAGCAGGGUUGGUGCUCCCCGCUACACCGCAAGUCACGGACAUGCUUCAGGGAACUUGUAAUUCCAUAUCGAUAAGGGAGGCUCUGCCUGGCUCUCUAUCAUGACUGAUGGCGAGGGGAGAGUCCACUUCCACUACACCCCCACCUCCUCUGCCCCCACCCCCACCCUCACCCUCACCCCUGCCCUCAACGUCCAGCAGGGAGGGGAGGACAGGCGGUGCCAUGACGGAGAGGUGAGGGUUCUCAUACCGACUCCAUUUUACCGGGAACACAACCCGCACCCAUCACCGUUUUACACGGAGCACAACCCCCCGAGACGUCACCGCCACGACAUCGGCUUCCCUGAUGACGAUGAGGAAGAGGAAGAGGAGGGUGGCAGCAACACAUGGAGUCCAGGGCCGGAGGAGGAGGAGGAAGAGGAGGAAGGUGCAGGAGUAGCUGCCCGUUGUGUCCCGGGGCCUCCCGGCGUCGUUACCGGCGGUAGUAGUGGUGGUGGUGUGUUCGGUAACGUGAGGAGGGAGCCGGUAACGGAGCCGGUAACGGAGCCGGUAGACCCAGUGGACCUGGUGUCUGAAGAGGAGGAGCAGCAACCGUAUCCAGCCCUCGCCCCCGUAGUCUUCUUCUGCAUCAAACAGACGACGCGUCCUCGCAGCUGGUGUCUACGCACGGUCUGUAACCCAUAUCCUUUACUGCUGUCUGGUACUGGUCUGUACUGGUCUGUAACCCAUAUCCUUUACUGCUGUCUGGUACUGGUCUGUACUGGUCUGUACUGGUCUGUAACCCAUAUCCUUUACUGCUGUCUGGUACUGGUCUGUACUGGUCUGUAACCCCAUAUCCUUUACUGCUGGUCUGUACUGGUCUGUAACCCCAUAUCCUUUACUGCUGGUCUGUACUGGUCUGUACUUGUCUGUACUGGUCUGUACUGGUCUGUACUGGUCUGUAACCCCAUACCCUUUACUGCUGGUCUGUACUGGUCUGUACUGGUCUGUAACCCCAUAUCCUUUACUGCUGUCUGGUACUGGUCUGUACUGGUCUGUAAACCCAUAUCCUUUACUGCUGGUCUGUACUGGUCUGUAACCCCAUAUCCUUUACUGCUGGUUUGUACUGGUCUGUACUGGUCUGUAACCCCAUAUCCUUUACUGCUGGUCUGUACUGGUCUGUACUGGUCUGUAAACCCAUAUCCUUUACUGCUGGUCUGUACUGGUCUGUACUGGUCUGUAAACCCAUAUCCUUUACUGCUGGUCUGUACUGGUCUGUACUGGUCUGUACUGGUCUGUACUGGUCUGUACUGGUCUGUAAACCCAUAUCCUUUACUGCUGGUCUGUACUGGUCUGUACUGGUCUGUACUGGUCUGUAACCCCAUAUCCUUUACUGCUGGUCUGUACUGGUCUGUACUGGUCUGUAACCCAUAUCCUUUACUGCUGGUCUGUACUGGUCUGUACUGGUCUGUAACCCCAUAUCCUUUACUGCUGGUCUGUAGCUGGUCUGUAACCCCAUAUCCUUUACUGCUGGUCUGUACUGGUCUGUAACCCCAUAUCCUUUACUGCUGGUCUGUACUGGUCUGUAACCCAUAUCCUUUACUGCUGGUCUGUACUGGUCUGUACUGGUCUGUAACCCCAUAUUCUUUACUGCUGGUCUGUACUGGUCUGUACUGGUCUGUAACCCAUAUCCUUUACUGCUGGUCUGUACUGGUCUGUACUGGUCUGUACUGGUCUGUACUGGUCUGUACUGGUCUGUACUGGUCUGUAACCCCAUAUCCUUUACUGCUGUCUGUACUGGUCUGUACUGGUCUGUAACCCCAUAUCCUUUACUGCUGGUCUGUACUGGUCUGUACUGGUCUGUAACCCCAUAUCCUUUACUGCUGGUCUGUACUGGUCUGUAACCCCAUAUCCUUUACUGCUGGUCUGUACUGGUCUGUAACCCCAUAUUCUUUACUGCUGGUCUGUAACCCAUAUCCUUUACUGCUGGUCUGUACUGGUCUGUACUGGUCUGUAACCCCAUAUUCUUUACUGCUGGUCUGUACUGGUCUGUAAACCCAUAUCCUUUACUGCUGGUCUGUACUGGUCUGUACUGGUCUGUAACCCCAUAUCCUUUACUGCUGGUCUGUACUGGUCUGUAACCCAUAUCCUUUACUGCUGGUCUGUACUGGUCUGUACUGGUCUGUAACCCCAUAUCCUUUACUGCUGGUCUGUACUGGUCUGUACUGGUCUGUAACCCCAUAUCCUUUACUGCUGGUCUGUAGCUGGUCUGUACUGGUCUGUAACCCAUAUCCUUUACUGCUGGUCUGUAGCUGGUCUGUACUGGUCUGUAACCCCAUAUCCUUUACUGCUGGUCUGUACUGGUCUGUACUGGUCUGUACUGAUCUGUAACCCAUAUCCUUUACUGCUGGUCUGUACUGGUCUGUACUGGUCUGUACUGGUCUGUAGCCCCAUAUCCUUUACUACUGGUCUGUACUGGUCUGUACUGGUCUGUACUGGUCUGUACUGGUCUGUAACCCAUAUCCUUUACUGCUGGUCUGUACUGGUCUGUACUGGUCUGUACUGAUCUGUAACCCAUAUCCUUUACUGCUGGUCUGUACUGGUCUGUACUGGUCUGUACUGGUCUGUAGCCCCAUAUCCUUUACUGCUGGUCUGUACUGGUCUGUAACCCCAUAUCCUUUACUGCUGGUCUGUACUGGUCUGUAACCCCAUAUCCUUUACUGCUGGUCUGUACUGGUCUGUAACCCAUAUCCUUUACUGCUGGUCUGUACUGGUCUGUAGCCCCAUAUCCUUUACUGCUGGUCUGUACUGGUCUGUACUGGUCUGUAACCCCAUAUCCUUUA